UAGCACGAUGGUCGGAGGACCCCCUUCCUCCUCCCAUGGAUUGGGCAACGGGAGGCCCACCGUCCCAUCUACACAGGAGACGGGGAGCCAACCCCAUGCGAUCAACUUGAAUAAUAAUGUGUUGAACCCUCCUGCUGCUGCUGCUGAUCAAAAUAGUAGCUCCAUGCUGGAAGUCGGUGGCUACUUCAACACCGAUUUGCUUCCACCAGCUACCUUGAACAAUUACAUCCUCUUGGAUUCCUCAUCCAGGGACGCUGAGAGUGGAAAAUCUCCGGGAACACACAAGUGCCGAUGUGAAAUAUGUCACUUCCAUCCUCGCAAAACAUGCCUCAAUCCUCUCUGCGGAACAAAUAACACUCCUAUGUGGCGCGGAGGUCCCCUCGGACCCAGGACUUUAUGUAAUGCUUGCGGCAUAAGGUAUAAGAGAGAAAAGGUUCGACGGAGGGCUUGAGAAGAAGCUGGUAAAGGGUCGAAGAAGCGGAGUAGCUGUUCUAUAAAAAGGGCCUUUUGUUUUCGUAUAUUCUAUGUAAUAAAAGCCUCACGGCUCUUUUUAUUUUCCAAAGCGCAUGGUAGAACUAAUAUUAAUAAAUAUAUGAUCAGUGAUUUCUACC
This is a messenger RNA of Populus euphratica (Euphrates poplar), 611 nucleotides long. RefSeq names its product GATA transcription factor 29-like. NCBI's taxonomy places the organism in Eukaryota, Viridiplantae, Streptophyta, Magnoliopsida, Malpighiales, Salicaceae. Gene Ontology annotation, molecular function: sequence-specific DNA binding; zinc ion binding. The record is from RefSeq and is a predicted model, not a curated record. The transcript is spliced from 2 exons. The coding region runs from base 8 to 451 and encodes 147 amino acids. Gene Ontology annotation, biological process: regulation of DNA-templated transcription.